AAGCACGCAGCGAAGCUCCGCCUCCUGCAGGGGCGGAAGCCAGGACGUGUGAGGCAACUUCCUGCGUGGAGGGUGGCUUCCUGCGGCUCUCCCACCCUCUCUCUCCUUUUGCUGCCACACCGCCGCCAUCAUGGGUCGCAUGCACGCUCCCGGGAAGGGCUUGUCCCAGUCGGCUCUGCCCUACCGCCGCAGCGUCCCCACCUGGCUGAAGCUCACUUCUGACGACGUGAAGGAGCAGAUCUACAAACUGGCCAAGAAAGGCCUGACUCCCUCCCAGAUCGGUGUGAUCCUGAGAGACUCUCAUGGUGUUGCACAAGUACGUUUUGUGACAGGCAACAAAAUCUUGAGAAUUCUUAAGUCCAAAGGACUUGCUCCUGACCUCCCCGAGGAUCUCUAUCAUUUAAUUAAGAAAGCUGUUGCUGUUCGAAAGCAUCUGGAGAGGAACAGAAAGGAUAAAGAUGCUAAAUUCCGUCUGAUUCUGAUUGAGAGCCGUAUUCACCGGUUGGCUCGAUACUACAAGACCAAACGAGUCCUGCCCCCCAACUGGAAAUACGAGUCAUCCACAGCUUCUGCCCUGGUUGCAUAAAUUUGUCUAUUGUACUAAAGCAAUAAAAAUCAUUGUUUAACAGAACCAUGUUUUGUAACUUUUUUUUGGUCC
This is a messenger RNA of Dama dama (fallow deer), 658 nucleotides long. It is a transcript of the gene RPS13, whose product is annotated as ribosomal protein S13. Gene Ontology annotation, biological process: translation. The coding region runs from base 131 to 586 and encodes 151 amino acids. Gene Ontology annotation, molecular function: small ribosomal subunit rRNA binding; structural constituent of ribosome. The record is from RefSeq and is a predicted model, not a curated record. Gene Ontology annotation, cellular component: ribosome; cytosolic small ribosomal subunit; nucleolus. Lineage: Eukaryota; Metazoa; Chordata; Mammalia; Artiodactyla; Cervidae. The transcript has 6 exons.